UCGUUUAGUUGUUGUGAAUCAGAUAAAAUGUUUCUGCUACUCUGCCUCGCUACACUGGUCACUGUAGGACUGACACAUCCCUCCUACCAAAACGCCAUUCCAAAUGGUCAUCACACACAUAAUCCAUGCGGUGGCCAAGUAUGGCACGGAGUCGGUCAUUUAUUAGCUGCGGGGUCAGGACCUUUGAAUCCUUUUGGCGAGGACUUUGCUGCUGCUGGACACACGUGGACAGCGGCCUUAUGUCAUCUUGACUCCGACAGAGAUGGCCGUUCAAAUGGUGCUGAGCUAGGUGACCCUCAGUGCACUUGGACACCUGCUCACCAUGGUCAUAUGCCAGCAUCUACUGGUCAUCCAGGUAUCUGUGAGCCCAUUGGAAGUACUGCCUGUGCCUGGCAAAAUUUCGUCUGCUAACUCUAUAUGUCUUUUGUUACACAAAGAAAAAAUCGAAAAUGUGCUCAAAUUGGCAACAAUUUUAUCUACAAC
Molecule: messenger RNA, 483 nt
Organism: Biomphalaria glabrata
Lineage: Eukaryota; Metazoa; Mollusca; Gastropoda; Planorbidae
Product: temptin-like
Exons: 3
Coding region: 28-411 (127 amino acids)
Source: RefSeq, a predicted model, not a curated record